This is a messenger RNA of Strongylocentrotus purpuratus (purple sea urchin), 3797 nucleotides long. RefSeq names its product angiopoietin-1 receptor-like. Lineage: Eukaryota; Metazoa; Echinodermata; Echinoidea; Camarodonta; Strongylocentrotidae. Bases 1 to 2982 code for a protein of 993 amino acids. The record is from RefSeq and is a predicted model, not a curated record. The transcript is spliced from 16 exons. Gene Ontology annotation, molecular function: protein binding.
AUGGCCGCCAUUCCUCCUGAUGCACAGUUGUACACGGUGAAGCAUUCCUUGAAAAGUUCGCCGGAUCAUGUCCCCAUCUUGGCGUACGUACCACGUCUGUCUCGUCCACGAUUCUCCUCCGAAGCUUAUCGAUUGCUGACCGCGGGAUACACCAAUGUAGAUACAUCUAGCCAGUUUGAGUAUCAAUGUUACCGCAGUGAACCAGAUACAGACGCUAUACUAUCAUUUGGUCGAUCAGCACCCAUAACAACAGACAGAUCACCACCAGCGGAUGAGAGUCACUUCAGUCGUUUUCCAACGACCAGAGUUGUCAAAUUACCUGCAGCAGAUGGAUGGGAUAGAGAUGGUUUCGGUCCUUUCUACUGUGAGGCUUCUAAACCUGAUCGAGAUGUUACAAGGGUUACUACAAUGUUCCAACGGAAUGACACUAAAUUCAUAUCAAGUGAUGGAUUUUUUACAAAAACGGUUAAUGUGAAUGACACUGGGGUGAUGAUCAGCAUGACUAGUCGUAGUAAUCCUGAUGAGAGUGACAAUGUGAUUACUUGGAUGAAAGAUGGAAGUGAGGUUCUUACAUCAUUUGAUGGGCAGACUCAGAUCAGCUUCCCAAACCCAAUCCAGAUAUCAGACCAAGGAAUCUAUGAGAUCUACUAUGAUAACGAGAGGAAUCAAAAUAGAGGAGGUUUAUACAGACUCAUCGUCAGAGAAUGCCCUGCUGGUAAGUGGGGUCCCCCUGAGUGUUAUGGUAUCUGUGAUAAAUGCUACAAUGGUGGAAUCUGUGAUGACAAGUCUGGUCUAUGUAUCUGUCCUAACAACUUCAUGGGAACGAAUUGUUUAGAAACUUGUAGAAAUUCUGGUGGAAAUCGAUUUGGAUUGAGCUGCGAGUUUCGAUGUUCAUAUAACAUUAAUGCUGCCACACAAUGUCAUGGGUUUCUCUUUUGCCUGCCUGAUCCUUAUGGAUGUUCAUGUGACGUCGGUGCCCAUGGUCUAGCAUGUAACACACAAUGUACUAUGGGUACAUAUGGUCCAGGAUGUUCACAGACAUGUCACUGUGGUUCAUCAUGUGAUAUCUACAGUGGAAUAUGUACAGGUGGAUGUCAGGCUGGCUGGUCUGGGGAUAACUGUCAAAUCCCAGAUGAAUGUGAAGGCGGUUACUUUGGAUCUCAAUGCACUGAUAAAUGUCAUUGCUUGAAUGAUAAACCAUGUGAUAAAGAUCCUGGAGAGUGCCCUGAGCAGAAGUGUGCUCUAGGAUACAAAGUACGCAAUGGCCAGGUCAAAUGUCAAGAGUGUGAAGGGGGUACCUUUGGUUUGGAUUGUCUUCAGCAAUGUCACUGUGCUCCAGAAGCUUGUGAGACGGAGAGGGGUCUUUGCAAGGGACAAUGCAUUGAUAGUUGGACUGGACCAUACUGUCAAAGAAUAUUAAGAUUGGUUCCAGUGAGAGUGAACCCAUAUCAACCGUCUAGCUUCACAUGUUAUGUUGAGGCUAUCCCACUUCCCGAUGCAUCCUCAGUUGAUCUUUACAGACGUACUGGAGACAUAAAUAACAGGACAGGAAUCACCAGGAGAUCUAGCACUGUCUUAGGGUCAGAACAAGCUGUUGUCUUUGAUGUUGAUAGUGUGUAUCCACAGGAAGAUGGGAGAUACGAGUGCAGUCUUAUUGUUGAAGGUGUAGGCUAUCCCAGUACGCUCAUUACCAACGCAACAUAUGUUCUGCCAGUCAUAGAGAAAGAACCAGUGAUAUUGAGCACCACGUCAACUACAGUAGGUCUUCGAUGGAAUGCAUGGUCUGAAGAAGAUGACAAAGGUGAUCCUCCUCUGGUAGGAUAUGAUGUCUUUGUAAAGAAGGAAACUGACUGGGUAACGGAUCAGAGAGUAGACCAAGUCACAACAUCAGCUAUCGUUAGUAACCUGACACCCGACACAGAUUACAGGUUUCGUGUAGCAGCAGUGAGGGAAGGAACAGGUGGAACAGGACCCAUGUCUCCUAGGAACAACACAAUAACUCUCUGUAGAAAACCCAGUGCUUCUCCAACUGGACUACAAGUUUUAGCCAUCAACCCUAAAGAGCUAGAGGUGACAUGGGAGCAUCUCCAAUCAGAAUCAGCAGAAUGCCGGAGUGGAGUGACUCAUUAUAUGAUAUAUUACGCUCCCUCUGGUUCAAUUCCUUUAAACUCUCUCAUGGUUCGUAAUGACACAAGCUCUUACACGAUAAGAGGGUUGGAUACCUAUCUGGACUAUACCAUCCAAAUAACUGCAUCAAAUGAAGACGAGGAAAGUGAUAGGAGCAGGGAGACUAUCGGCAAAACGAUUGAAGAAGUUGCACCUAGUCCUAUUAAUGUGGCUAUACCACAGAGUACUACAAGCUCCUUCACUGUAUCCUGGUCUACGCCUCUACCAUAUAACAUCAAUGGUAACAUCCAGAAGUAUAUCAUCCGCUUCAAGCAAACUGAUCCCAUUGUUGAUGGUGACUAUAAGAUGGAGGAAGUAUUGAAUGGUAUGUUUGGAGGAGAGCAUACUGUGGUAGACCUGACAGCACAGUCCAACUACUCAGUUCAGGUACAGACUGUUAAUGGAGCUGGUUCUAGUAAUUGGUCAGAACCUGUGAAUGCUAAGACGAUGACACCGGGUUGCCCUCCAUGUGCGUCAGUAGGACUGAUAGUAGGGAGUGCCAUGGCUGCCCUCGUUAUCAACAACCUGGUCAUUAUUCUCGUCAUUGUCAUCUUUAGAAGGAUUAAACAAAGACGUUUGAACGCUGAACCAGCCGCGUCGCCACCAAAUAAAGCACAAGAGACCUCUUCGAAGUAUGGGAACCCUGCAUUUGAUGACUCGGACACCCAUGCAUACCAAGAUCUCAAUACAGACACACCUAAUUACCAGAAUCUUACCGACCCCCAUAACUAUCAAGAUCUUAAGAAACCCAACAUCGACGUUAACUAUCAAAAUGUCACAAAAUCAGACCCGGGAGACACUUAUGAAGAAAUAUAGAAACAACCCUAGCGUGGCGAAGGUGUAUGGUGCCAACAUUGAUACUUGCUGGAUCAACAAUUAUCCUUUCGCUCCCAUACAGACUUUAAUUUUUUUGAAAAUAGUAUACUUAAGGUAAAAGACUUAUAUUUUGUCCAACUAGGUCAAUUAAUAUAUGAUUAUAUAAAUAAUAUGUUGCCAUCUGUUUUUCAAGAAAUGUUUUUUUUUAAACAGCUCAGUCCAUAAUUACCAAACAAGACAUUCGGAGGAUUUUUCAUUUACCUCUCUUGCGGACCCUCUUAGCUCAGAAAAACAUUUAUAUAGGAAGGCUCCAUCGAUUAAUAUUCAUAAGAAUUGUUUUUAUUACAAUCAUAUAAACCUCAUUGAGGUAUAAGAUGUUGCUGUUGUUUUAGUUGAAUACAAGAUCUUUCUCAACUCAGUGACUCAAAAUGUAAUUUGAUAUAUUAUAUUAUGCCCUCUCGUGCUUAUCUCCUUUCUAAUGCGCAUUUCUCUUCCCUCAUCUUCUUCUCAACCCCAAAUGCAACUCUUCCUUUUGUAUUAUUUUCUAUACCCCCGAUCUCUCACUCCCUUUUGGCAUCGUCUACUCCUUGUGUUCUGACCGUGUUCCUUUGUCAUGUAAAGUACUGUCUUGUCCUUUUCUCGUCUCUGUUGGCGUCCCUUUUUUAAAAACCUAUUCUGUAAUUCCUUGUAAAGUUGCGAACUUGUUAAAGAUAAAGGUGAGUUCUGGUAAUGCGAUUGCAUUGAGAAAGAAAAGGUGAGGAAUGGAUCAGAGGAAGUUGAUCAUUUAGCAUAUAGGUAUUGGUGUGUACUGCAAG